GCCUCUUCUACCCGUAUUGUCAGGUCAGGUCAAUUGAAAUCAUGUAUUCCCGAGAUACAUCCUCGGUAACCUCGUUGAGGCCUAGCUCGACCGCUAGCAGCUGACUUGUCGAUUCCUAGUUGUCUACAGUAAAGUAAAAGAAUAACUUGCCAUGCUGUGACUCGUUUCUGACACACCACAAAGUUCACAUAACAUCGACAAGAUGGUCACAGCCUUACCAGACACCGUACCGAAGACGAUGUGGGCAUGGAGGAAGCACCGAGGAAACAUGAAUCCAGUCUGGGAAGAGGUUCCGGUCCCCACACCACAUCCCACUGGACUCCUCGUCAAGCUCAUAGCAGCAGGAGUAUGUCGGUCUGACCAUAAUCUGCUCACAAAUGAAAAUCAGCCUGCAUGGUUCCAGGACAAAUUUACACUCGGCCAUGAAGGCUGUGGCCGCAUUGUUGGCCUUGGAUCUGACGUUGCUUCCUCUUCCGGCUUCAAGGUUGGAGACGUUAUCGCAUUACUCGCAGUACCCGGGUGUGGAGCCGGAGACUGUGAGGAGUGUAGCACAGAUCUCGCCCAGCUGUGCACGAAGGCACAUCGUUCAGGUAUUGGUAAUGAUGGUUUUUACGCCUCGUACUGCGUCAUCGAUGUGCGCGGUGCUGUCCACGUACCCAAAGGAGUGACACCAAGCCAAGCCGCUGUGGCUACUGAUGCUGUUACCACAGCUUACCAUGCGAUACACCGUCGAGGAAGGAUCACUUCCAAAGAUACCGUCUUCUUGUUCGGACUGGGAGGCCUUGGGUUCAACGCAUUGCAGGUGAUUCGGGCGACCGGUGCAAGGGUCAUUGUGAGUGAUAUCAAGCAAGAAAAUCUUGACGAUGCCGCAAAGAUAGGUUUGACUGAGGCGGAAAUUGUACCACCAGGCAAGAGCGUUAGGGAAUGGGUCGAGGAGAACGGCUGGUAUGGCAAGAUCUCGGUUGUUGCAGACUUUGUAGGGACCGCGCAGACAUUCAGCGAUGCUCAGCAUAUAGUCCGUCAAGCAGGUAGGUUGUUGUGCGUCGGCACGCUGAAUCACGAGAAUACCGUGCAUAUGAAGAUCGGGAUACGCAAGAGGCUCGAUAUCAUCUUCUCGUAUGGUGGGCAGAUAAGGGACCUGUCAGAAGCGCUCAACUUGAUAGCUGAGGGUGUUCUUGAUCCGAUAGUCGCAGAUGGGAAGCUAGAAGAUUUCCCACACGUGAUGGGAGAGCUGGAAGCCGGGAAGAUCAAGGGCCGGGUAGCGUUGCUGUUUGAUUGAGAGCCAUCAGUCAUAAAGCUGCUUUGUAAAUACCUGAGUCAUACGAGACUGUCCAUUCUCAAGAGCAGCGCUCGGCUCGUCUUGGAAGGUGUUUUCACAAGUGGGGCUCCGCCAAGCUUGAUGUAGCUUAGCAU
Messenger RNA from Boeremia exigua, 1413 nucleotides. Its product is annotated as chaperonin 10-like protein. The transcript is spliced from 3 exons. Lineage: Eukaryota; Fungi; Ascomycota; Dothideomycetes; Pleosporales; Didymellaceae. The record is from RefSeq and is a predicted model, not a curated record. The coding region runs from base 203 to 1279 and encodes 358 amino acids. Gene Ontology annotation, molecular function: zinc ion binding; oxidoreductase activity.